Sordaria macrospora k-hell is the source of this 489-nucleotide messenger RNA. RefSeq lists its product as uncharacterized. Lineage: Eukaryota; Fungi; Ascomycota; Sordariomycetes; Sordariales; Sordariaceae. The record is from RefSeq and is a predicted model, not a curated record.
AUGGAAUCGUUGACGGAUCUGCGGCUUCACGAGGACUCCUGGAACACGGCUCUCCACCUGGUCAGCACUCCCUUUUACGGCAUGGACGAGAUCACACAGUUCUGGCGUCUGGAUCAGUCGUGGGGACAAGAGCGGUCGGUCUCCGACUACCGUGCAAGCGCAAACUCGUCAGACAUGUUGACGAAUUGCCUGAACCUGUUCGCCACGUUGGUCACCGCUUUCGCCGAUGUCGACUGGAGGAAUCGCGCUGUCCAGAUCACGCAGUGCGUCAUGGCCGAACUGCAGAGCGCCGAGGAGCCCCAGAUCUACCUCGCUUUCCUUGCGCAGUUCGCCAAACUCGUCGGCAACCUGGUCGAUCAGCGCAAACUGCAGGACAAUGACCCGCUCCUGUUGUCCAUUUGGCAACUCCUUGCGUGUGCUGACGAGAUGUCGACCGGCAAGCUUUGGGAGCCAACCAGGAUGCUGGAAGACAGGCUCGGCGGGCGCUGA